This is a messenger RNA of Symbiodinium natans, 1068 nucleotides long. The record is from the annotation of a GenBank genome assembly. Lineage: Eukaryota; Dinophyceae; Suessiales; Symbiodiniaceae.
AUGGCAGACCAAUCGUCCAACUGGCCAUUGGAUGAGCAGCGGCUGAAUCUGUUCCCGAAGAGUUCGGGCCCGCCUGGUCCGCCGGACCUCAGUCUUCAAGCCUACAUUCGACGAAGGGUGGGGUAUGAGGUGGAAGCGGCCAUGACGGAAAUGAGAGCGAGACAGGAGGCCAGCCUCCCCAGUCGUGUUGCUUCGUUUCUUCCUGCUUCUGGUAUAGAUGAGCCUCCCUUGCCAGUGUGGGCCCAACCUCCCGAUGAUACGCUGGAUGCAACGACAGCAAGGACAACUUUGUCUGCUCAUCGGCAAGAUGUGACGAUUGCGCCUUCGGCCCGUUCCCCUCCCCCUUGUCCUCCGCCGUCUCUGUUGACGUUGGCUGCCGGAGGUACUUCGCUGACCAUUCAUGAUGCCAGCCUGGCAGAGCGCGUGUUGAGUCGCGGACUACAAGCUUUUUGUGAAGCAGCUUCGUCCUCCACGAGUUCUCAUCGGAACAGACGUCGUCGCAGUGAGCGCUCUCGUUCCCGUUCUCCCUUGGUACGAGUUCGACCGCCCCAACAUCCACAGGGCCUCGGUUCAGGUCAGAACCAAAGUCUCCCCGAUUCAUAUCUGGGUUCACAGGCAGCCGGCACAUCUACAGUCAUCGCGGCGUUCUCCGACAGUGUGCUUGCUCGUGGGCCAGCGCUUCCUGAGCCAUCGGAAGUCUGGCAUCCAUUACCCACGCUACCGAAUCAGCCGGAUAUUCGCUUUCAGUAUGUGGGAUCCCCGGCAAUGUUGGCAGGAAGAACAGACGUGCAGCAUGUGAUAUGGCCUUCUUUUCACUGUCUUCACCCGGUUGCAGGCCUAGUUGUUGAACAUUUUGACCCAGCCAACACGAAAGCUUCCCAUCCGUUGUGGAAAGCUGUGCAACGACUCUUGCAGUUUUUCCGAUCCGCCAUUCUCAAUGAUCAGUUCAGGAUCAGGGCAGCCUUUGAGAUCAACUCCCCUGCCCCGCCUUUUGGAGGAGCGCAGUUGCAAGAACGUUGGUUAGCUGCAGUGUUGUCGUCAGCCGAUGCACAAGCCCGUUACAACUGA